This is a messenger RNA of Gigantopelta aegis, 2683 nucleotides long. Its product is annotated as sodium-coupled monocarboxylate transporter 1-like. Gene Ontology annotation, biological process: transmembrane transport; sodium ion transport. The transcript has 15 exons. The record is from RefSeq and is a predicted model, not a curated record. The coding region runs from base 206 to 2023 and encodes 605 amino acids. Gene Ontology annotation, molecular function: symporter activity. NCBI's taxonomy places the organism in Eukaryota, Metazoa, Mollusca, Gastropoda, Neomphalida, Peltospiridae. Gene Ontology annotation, cellular component: membrane.
CCCGGAUUGAACUAACGUUUUUGGAGCGCGCUAGUGUAUUUAGGAGCAAGAAAGAAGAUGAUAAACACAGUAUGACCUGAAUCAAUCAAUCAACCAUUGGACACGUUCAAACAGGUCUUGGAACUUCCCGGCGGAUAUGUCCAAAACAGACACCAAUUCCCAUCAAAAUUAAUGUAAAUCCUUUACGGAAAAAUAUUCAUCCGCAAUGUAUCAAUCCACCGCACAAUUUCACUGGGCAGACUAUUUGGUGUUCGCGUGUUCUCUCGCGAUUUCGGCGGGAAUCGGUGUUUUCUGUGCUUACAGGUCUCGCAGGCAUGUCUUCAAAGAUCCCGAGCAUUACAUGACCGGUGAUAAGAAGCUGCAAGUGAUUCCGGUUGCCCUGUCACUGACUGCAACUUUCUUGAGCGCCAUUUUCGUUAUUGGAGUUCCUGCUGAGGUGUAUUUCAAUGGUGCGAACUACUGGAUUGGAGGAAUUGCGUACCUACCAACCGUGCUGGUGUGCAGCAUAUUCAUCCUGCCCAUGUUCAGAAAGCUGAGACUAACUUGUGCUUAUGAGUAUCUGGAAAUGCGAUUCAACAAAGCAGUGCGCCUUAUGGGUUCUACUCUAUUCAUUGUGCAGAUGGCUAUUUAUUUGGGUAUUGUUGUAUAUGCGCCAGCAUUAGCACUUAGUCAAGUUACCGGUUUGGCCAUCGAGUUCUCCAUUUUAACAGUUGGUUUGGUGUCUACGUUCUACACAACAAUAGGCGGCAUCAAAGCUGUGAUUUGGACGGACGCCUUCCAGAUGGGGAUCAUCACAGCGGGGAUGUUAACGCUCAUCAUACAAGGAGCGAUCACUGUGGGAGGCUGGGAUGUAGUCAUGGAGCGAACUAAUAAAGGGGGCAGACUGCCUGAUUUUGACUGGAAUCCGGAUCCCACUAUUCGCCAUUCGUUCUGGUCCUUGUUCGUGGGCGGAUUCUUGACCCUCCUUACGAUCUACGGGUCCAACCAGGCCAUGCUACAGCGCUACGUGAGCACGCGCACUCACACGGGAUCCCAGGUUGCUUUAUGGACGAGUGUGGUGUUGACAGUAAUCUACUUGUGUAUGUCGUGCCUUACGGGCCUCGUGCUGUUCGCCUACUACCACAACUGUGACCCGUUGUUUUCGAGGAGAAUCUCCAAGCCAGAUCAAAUUGUUCCAUUAUUUAUGAUGGAUAUGCUGAGUUUUGCUCCAGGACUUCCCGGACUUUUUGUGUCGUGCAUAUUCAGCGCCGCCCUUAGUACGGUGUCAUCUGGAAUUAACUCUUUGGCUGCUGUGACACUGAUUGACUUCAUAACACCAGCUCUGGACCAUUGCAUGUCCACCAGAGUGACGAAAAGUCUGCUGUCCAAAAUAUCGCUGCUGUUAGCUUUGCUGUACGGUGGUUUGACGAUUGGUUUGGCCUUUCUGGCUGAGGUGGCCGGUAAACAGGUCACACAGAUAGCGAUCAGCAUCUUUGGGAUGAUGGGAGGCCCUCUACUAGCUCUGAUCCUUGUCGGAAUGUUCCUGCCGUUCGUGAACUCGUGGGGGGCCGGGAUUGGUCUGGUGUGCAGUGCAGUCGCCUCCCUGUGGGUAGGGAUAGGUGCGGCGCUCAACCCGCCGCCACGCCACCAGCUUUCUCUCAGCAUAGCUGGUUGUGUCAGCAACGCCACAAGCUCGAAUAUUACAACGACGACGAUGACGACUUUUAGUACGACGACAAAGUUAUUAUCAACACCAUUGCCGUUACCACCACCAGAAAGGUCAGUGCUGUCGAACUGGUAUGAACUGUCUUAUCUUCACUAUGUUACCGUGGCUGUCAUCGUCUUCCUCGUCGUUAGCGUGGUGGUGUCGGCUGCAACAUGUUUUAAUCGUGGCAGGAUUGUGGAAAGACGUCUCUACUACAGUGUAUUUGGCUGUUGUAGUGAGGAAUGUGAAACCUAUGACGUAAACAGGAACGUCCAGAGUGAUAACAUAUCCAUGACAACAACAGAAAAAUUUGCAUAUGUAAACAAAGGCUUGAACUAGAACCGCACCUGAGUCACUGAACAUUUAGACACACUGUUUCUGUUCUAUAAUAUUUCAUUGAUUGAAACAUAUAUUAUUGCUUUUGAUAAACCAAUGGUUCAGGCACAUAUUUUCCAACUUACUAGGCCUUCUCUACAAUACAUUGAUAUCAUGACAGAAAUAUAUGUCUGCAACAGGGAAACCCCCAUAAUCCUCCCCUGAGGGCUGCAUUGAUCAAGGCAGCGCAAAGGCUGGUUGGUUUAUGUACUUCACGUUGAAUCAAAUGACCACCACAAUCAAACUGUCCGCAAACGUUGUAAUUGUUUGCUGUUGCAGAACGCGACUCCAGAUCUUAGUGAUCAGCUAUACUAAUAAGAAUCUCAAUAAAGUCAGUGUUUGUUAGACUGGUUAAUGUGCUUCGUGUUAAACCUAAUGACUACACUGGAAACUAAAUUGGUCGCGAACGUUAGCGUCGCGUCUCUGUCGCUGAAUUAGAGCACAUCACCAUUUUUACAUUAUUGCCGUUUCUUCAUAUUUUUACGUUUCUGGGGUGGGCCGUAGGCCAGUGCUAAAGCGCUUGCUUGAUGCGCGGUCGGUCUAGGAUCGAUGCCCGUCGGUGGGCCCAUUGGGCUAUUUCUUGUUCCAGCACGACAGGUAUACUAAAAGUCGUGGCAUGGUAUA